AUGCCAACGUAUGUGAUUGAUGUGGGAAGAGCCGCCGGAAACAAUCUGCCGGAACAAGGACCACAGCUCCUUCAUACAAAGAAUGGUAUCAGUGGACAAUAUGCUGCACUCAGUCACGUCUGGGGAAACGGACAAUACACAGUUCAGACGACUAUGAACAAUGUGAUACACAUGCAACAGAAUAUUGAUCUGCAUUCAAUCGAGUCCACAACAUUGAACGAUGCCAUGUCCAUUACGCGCUCUCUCGGAAUUCCAUAUCUGUGGAUUGAUUCACUGUGCAUCAUACAAGAUGGCCCAGGCUAUGAUGCGGAGUGUGCUCGAAUGGGGCAGAUUUACGAGAAUGCAGCUGUUGUUAUUGCCGCUACAGGCGCAGCCAACGAUCACGUCGGAUGCUAUCUCUCACGAAGCAAGUCGAAGCAAAAGCCCGUUCAAUUUACGAAUAGAAACGAGGAUGGUUCCGCUUCGCAUUACUACAUCACGGUGCAAGCUGGAAGUCUCGCACAAGAUGCUGAUGCGGGGAUCUGGGCAUCCCGCAGCUGGCUCCUCGAAGAACGCAUUCUCGCUCGUCGUACCCUCCAUUUCGCUCGAGAACAACUCUACUGGGAAUGUGCUUCCAUGACCCGCUCUGAAGACGGCGUCGUCGUCCCAAAAGGCAAUCCAAAACGUCUCUUCUACGGCUCCCUGGACCAAGUCAAAUUACUCAAGACUAAAGACCCAGCUGGCCAAGACGCGAUGCUCUGCUACCAACGCUGGUGUCUCCUCGUCGCAGAAUUCACUCAACGUACCCUCAGCAACGCUAACGACAAACUUGACGCUCUCGCCGGCAUAGCAACAGAAAUUACCAACCGCACAGGCGGCACAUACCUCGCUGGCCACUGGCAAGAUUACCUCCAAAUCGGCCUCCUGUGGCAAGCCAAGUCUGUCCGUCUGCAAAUCCCCGACAACCCACUUGCGCCAACUUGGUCGUGGGCUUCUCGCCAUGGU
Messenger RNA from Hyaloscypha bicolor E, 984 nucleotides. RefSeq names its product HET-domain-containing protein. The transcript has a single exon. The annotation marks the transcript as partial. The record is from RefSeq and is a predicted model, not a curated record. NCBI's taxonomy places the organism in Eukaryota, Fungi, Ascomycota, Leotiomycetes, Helotiales, Hyaloscyphaceae.